Messenger RNA from Paramecium tetraurelia, 1440 nucleotides. RefSeq lists its product as uncharacterized. The record is from RefSeq and is a predicted model, not a curated record. The transcript has 3 exons. NCBI's taxonomy places the organism in Eukaryota, Ciliophora, Oligohymenophorea, Peniculida, Parameciidae.
AUGCACAGGAAUCUGUUUAUUCAGACCCCUUUGAUUUAAUCCCCUCCUUCCAUGUUUGUACCAAACCAUUCCUAAAUGAGGAAUUUAUCUCCUGCUAAUUCGUAUCUCUUCGCCUAAGGUUCUCCCACUUCGCCGCUAUUCUAUGAUCGAUAUUCUUCUCAAAAUCCACGAGACUCCAAUAUUUACUGUAGAUAUUUAAAUUUCACCCUCCUAGUUAAAUCCAACGAACCUGCCCAUAGUUCUUACUUCCCAGAAUAAUCCAAUAUGGUUCAACAAAAGAAUUAUUUUUUGAAUCCUAAUAAAAACCUUAAGCACAGCAAAAGUCCACCAGCAGGGCAAGAUAUCUCCUAUACUCACAAGAUAGUCUAUCAUGAUGGAUCCACAUAUUAUGGUGAAACUAAAGAUUAAAUGAGACAUGGCAAAGGGACACUCUACAGUUCUGACAACCAUUUAAUAUAUAUCGGAGAAUGGAAAGAAGAUAAAUAUCAUGGAUUGGGAAUUUUAAAUAAAGGAAAUUUAAGAUACAAAGGCUACUUCGAAGAGGGUUUUGGUUAGUGGAGAAGCAAUCGAGGAAAGCAAAACAUUUAAAUUCUAUGGUUUCUUCAAGAAGGGUAAGCGAAAUGGCCCAGGGUCUUUGUAUAGUAAGAAUCAAGUCACGCAAGGCUUCUGGAAGGACAACCUUAUUUAAGAUAUUUGUUGAAGUCUAUAAUAAUAGCAUUUUCCUACAAUUUUUAUUUAUAUAACUUUAUGAAACACAUUGAAUGCCCUAUCAAAUUAGCUUCAGCUUCAGUACAAUUCCCAAGUUCACAAUUCUUCAACACAAGCAAAGCCAGAAACUAGAUAUUGUGUAGAAUCUAUGGCCAUUUCAUAUUUGGAUUCACUCAGUAGAGUCCCAAAGAUUACUACUCAAAAUAUAGCAUCUAAGUGGAAGGAAGACUCCUAGAUAAAAUUCAGGAAUGGGCUGAAUAUAUGAGGUACCAAAAUCUACCCAAAGUGAUCCUCAAUAAAAAGGAUGAGAAUGAUAAUUCCGUCAUUUAAUACUUUUUUCCAGAUGAUGAUAAUAUUGGAUGGAUCUACAAUGAUGAAAAUAUCCAUUUGAAUAUCCUUAGCACAAACCUCAUUUCUGGAGUCUGCAUAGAUCGUUCAAAAAACCUUGAAAAAAAGAAUUACUCCAUGUUCUAAGAAAAAACUACUUUCACCUAUAAAUUCUCAGCCAAACACAUUCCAGAAGCUCCACCAAGCCAAUCUUUCAUGCAGCAUCAAAUUGAAUUCAUUUCAAAUCGAUUCCCACAAUUAGAGGGCAAUCCUGAAGAAGGAUAUCGUCGCCAUAUACUGCAAAUUGAAACACUUGCAGGACGCAAAUGGUUUGAAAAAAUUGGAGAUUAUUAUAUUACAGAUGUAGAUAAUUGUUUAGAAGGAAAUCCACAUUUAAUUUAAUGA